Molecule: messenger RNA, 2281 nt
Organism: Paramuricea clavata
Lineage: Eukaryota; Metazoa; Cnidaria; Anthozoa; Malacalcyonacea; Plexauridae
Source: the annotation of a GenBank genome assembly
CGAAGGAACAAGAUGACAGAACGUAAGGAAGACAUUGCUGAGGCAGAUGCAGAGAAAGACAGACUUGAAACGUCAACAAUGGAAACAAAGAGAGCGAGACAAGCAGAAAUACUACGGCACGAGAAAGAUCGGACAGAGAAAGCAGAGAAAUGGAAAACUGAUCGUAUUGAUGCGAUGAAAGAAAGACAAGUUAAGUUUGCCGAAAUUGAGGACAGCCAUGAAGUGAAACAUAUUUCCAGGAAAGCUCGAAGACAGGUAUAAACUUUAAAGUGCAGAUUAUGAAUUUUGCAUUUUUGUGAUAUUAACGCCUGUACUCUAGAAGCUCACUCACACUCAAAGAGUAGAAGUAUAAUCUGAGCUUCCCUAAGUUGAGUGUCAGUGCUGUUUUUGAAUAGCUGGAGGGUUAGUGUCGUACUUUACCAUAUGACUACUCACCGUCCAGCUAUUAAAAAACAUCACUGACACUCAAGGGGGGAUCAGCUUGAAUCUCCACUCUUUGAAUGAGUGUGAGUGAGCUUUUAGAAUACAGGCGUAAGUAUACACACCCGAAAACAUUCCGCGGUUAAAAUUUUCCUGGCUAAUCUCGAAAUAACCCUAUUCGAGUUAAUCCUAAAUAACCCCUAUAUUUUGGGUUAUCGACUUGUUACAAGAUUGAUGACGGCAACAGACUUGCUACAAGUUGUUCCAACAAGACUAAUACAGACCGUUCGUAACAGCUUGUUACGAGCUUGUUGUCGUUAACUUGUUCACAACGUGUUACAUGCAGACGAUAUCAAACUUGUUGGAACAACUUGUUCCAAACUUGUCGAUAAAUGGGAACUGCUCUGACUCGGUGUUUAACACUUAAUCUCAAACUCAUGAAGUAUAUUGAUGAAGUAUACUGAUCCAGUCCUAGUACUGGAUCAAAAUUAAUUCAGUCCAUGGACUGGAUUAAAAUGAGAUAAGUAGUGAUUUAUUCGUAUGAGAUGUCAUUUCAAAUCCUCCAAUUUGGACUGGACUAGAUUUCAAAUCCUCGCAUUUUGAUCCAGUCCACGGCUUUGCCUCGGACGUGAUCAUAUUACGCGGACUUGAAAUCUAGUCCAGUCCUCAUGGUCGGAUUUGAAACUGUCAAUUCCCCAAACAUCUCUUACAAAUCCUUCAACACUUUACGUAUGCAAAAUUCCCACUGGGAUCACAGGAACUUUGAGAGUGCAAACAAGUCUUAUAAAUGUUAUAUUAUAACUCCAUAUGUUACCAGGCUUAUCUGCGUAUGAAAGAACACGAACGUCGCGAAGACUUUCACGAAAGACUUCGCGAGGAAUGGCGAACGGAAGACGAACGUGCCGAGAAUCACCGAAGACGGUCCGAAGCUGGAAGAGAGAAGCAAAGCGUGCGUCAGCAAGAAGCGCACCGUGCUAAGGAAGCACGAUUGUCUGUGAAGCAAGAACAAAGGGAGAAAUAUCGGGCAAGCAUCUUGCCCUGAAUCAAUGAUUCGAAAUUUAGAAAGAUUGAGAUACAAUGCGAGUAACAUUUGCCUAGAUCCUUAGAAGACAAAUUAUAUAUAGAGUUCUUUGUAGGAUUGCAUGGCGAUAAAACAUAUAAUAAUACUUUUUGUUUGUGGAAACACCACGCAAAUUGAUUACUGCAAAGCUUUAGCUUACCGUAUAAGCCCUGAUCUUCUAUGUGCAUAUUAUUAGCACUGAUGAAGAUCCGGGUUUAUGGAUCGAAAGCUUUGCAGUAAUAUAUUUGCGUGGUGUUUCCACAAAAUAUUAAAAAUAAAAAAUAUUAUAGGUUAUAUAGAUUUAUAAUAUCUACCUGUUUUAAAAUAUCGAUUUAAUGUAUAAUGUAUCUGACCUAGACAAAACAGCGAGACAGGAAUCCAUAUAUCAUGCGUUUUUCUGCCUUCGUUCAUAAUUUUGGCAAAAUUCGUCGUGAAUUCGUUAUGAACGAAGGCAGAAGAACAAAGACUGGAUACACUUUCAUGUCUCGUUGUUGGGUGAGGGUAAGAAUACAGCCUGGUUCCAUUAUGCUGGUCCUAACGGUCGGAAAAAUUGGACGGAAAAAUCGGACGUUUUUGUCUGCCCCCCCCCCCUCAUCAGGGUGAGGAGUUAGAUGGGUUGGUGCCUCUGCUUAGGGUGGGGGUGGAGUGAGGUUAUCUAAUGUGUCUGUAUGAUGAUAUAGUCACAUCAUAGAUUCAAGGAUGAUCGUAUGGUGAUAUGCAUCAUACAAAUAAAGAGGAUGUAUUUAUUUGAAAUAAAUUUUGAAAAUGUUAAAUAUUAAGUAAGAAGAGUUUCGUAGCCAG